Messenger RNA from Rangifer tarandus platyrhynchus (Svalbard reindeer), 1371 nucleotides. The record is from the annotation of a GenBank genome assembly. Lineage: Eukaryota; Metazoa; Chordata; Mammalia; Artiodactyla; Cervidae.
AUGAAUCCAUCUAGAGACGUUCACGAUGCCAGCACGAGCCGCCGCUUCACGCCGCCUUCCACCGCGCUGAGCCCGGGCAAGAUGAGCGAGGCGCUGCCGCUGGGCGCCCCGGACGCCGGCGCCGCCCUGGCCGGCAAGCUGAGGAGCGGCGACCGCAGCAUGGUGGAGGUGCUGGCCGACCACCCGGGCGAGCUGGUGCGCACCGACAGCCCCAACUUCCUCUGCUCCGUGCUGCCCACGCACUGGCGCUGCAACAAGACCCUGCCCAUCGCUUUCAAGGUGGUGGCUCUGGGGGACGUUCCGGAUGGCACUCUGGUGACCGUGAUGGCAGGCAAUGAUGAAAACUACUCAGCCGAACUGAGAAAUGCAACCGCGGCCAUGAAAAAUCAAGUUGCGAGAUUCAAUGACCUCAGGUUUGUCGGCCGGAGUGGAAGAGGGAAGAGCUUCACUCUGACCAUCACCGUCUUCACAAACCCACCGCAAGUCGCCACCUACCACAGAGCCAUCAAAAUCACAGUGGAUGGACCCCGAGAACCUCGAAGACAUCGUCAGAAACUAGACGAUCAGACCAAGCCCGGGAGCUUGUCCUUUUCCGAGCGGCUCAGUGAACUGGAGCAGUUGCGGCGAACGGCCAUGAGGGUCAGCCCACACCACCCAGCCCCCACACCCAACCCUCGGGCUUCCUUGAACCACUCCACUGCUUUUAACCCUCAACCUCAGAGUCAGAUGCAGGAUACGAGGCAGAUCCAGCCAUCCCCACCAUGGUCCUACGAUCAGUCCUACCAGUACCUGGGAUCCAUCGCCUCUCCCUCUGUCCACCCAGCCACACCCAUCUCACCUGGGCGGGCCAGCGGUAUGACGACCCUCUCAGCCGAGCUUUCCAGUCGACUUUCAACUGCGCCCGACCUGACGGCCUUCGGCGACCCGCGCCAGUUCCCGGCACUGCCCUCCAUCUCCGACCCCCGCAUGCACUACCCCGGCGCCUUCACCUACUCCCCAACGCCCGUCACGUCGGGCAUUGGCAUCGGCAUGUCAGCCAUGGGCUCGGCCACGCGCUACCACACGUACCUGCCACCGCCUUACCCGGGCUCGUCGCAGGCGCAAGGUGGCCCGUUCCAGGCCAGCUCGCCAUCCUACCACCUGUACUACGGCGCGUCGGCCGGCUCCUACCAGUUCUCCAUGGUGGGCGGCGAGCGGUCGCCACCACGCAUCCUGCCGCCCUGCACCAACGCGUCCACCGGCUCGGCGCUGCUCAACCCCAGCCUCCCUAACCAGAGCGACGUGGUGGAGGCCGAGGGCAGCCACAGCAACUCCCCCACCAACAUGGCGCCCGCCGCGCGCCUUGAGGAGGCCGUGUGGCGGCCCUACUGA